AUGAAGUUCUCCAUCGUCUCGCUCGCGGUCCUCGCUCCCCUUGUGCUCGCUCAGUCGACCACCAACACCACUCAGUACCUCACCCAGGUUCUCGGUGCCCUCACUGGUGCCGGUCUUACCUCGCUCGUCAGCGUCGCUUCUGCGAUUGCUAACACCACCGACGGCGCUGCGCUCCUUGCCUCGCUCGCCCAGGGCAACAAGACCGUCUUUGCCCCGAACAACGACGCCUUCGCCGCUGUUCCUUCCUCGGUCUCCUCGAACACCACUCUCCUCACCCAGAUCCUUAGCUACCACAUUGUGAAUACUUCUGUGACGGCGAAUGGCACGCUCAUUGCGCCAAAUCACACCAUCGCCCGGACUGCCCUGCGCGGCGGCAACUUCACUCUGCCCGGCAACAGGACCGCCCCCCUUGUCCUUGCCCGCAACUCGACCAACGCUACCAGCUUCCAGAUCCUCCAGGCUCAGUCCAACGUCUCGGUCACUGGCCCCGUCGCUGCUGCCAACCUGCUCGUAUACGUGAUCCCGACUGUCCUCUCUCUUCCUCCCUCCAUUGGAGAGGUCGCUGGUAACCUCUUCCCAUCCCUCUCUGGUGUCAUUCAGUCCUCCGGUCUCCUCGCACCCAUCGCAAACUCGCCGGGUGUGACUGUCUUCGCUCCCAACGAUGCCGCCCUUGGUGCCAUCUCCGCUCAGCUCGCCCAGCUUAACUCGACUCAGAUCACUUCCAUCCUCGCUAAUCACGUUAUUAACGGCACCGUGGGCGAGUCUUUCUUAUACUCGCGUGACCUUACUGCCGCCAACUACACUUCCGCUGGCGGCCAGCCCUUCACCUUCAUGGCCAACUCCACCGGCGCCUACGUGAUGAGCGCGAACAGCACUGCUCGUAUCAUCCGCUCGGACGUCAUUGUCAACAACGGUGUCGUGCACGUUAUUGACGGCGUUUUAAUUAACCCCUCCUCCAACCCCUCUGCUGCGGCUUCCGCCUUCUCAUCGGGCACCGCCGCUGCCGCUACCUCCACCGAGGCCAACCCCCCUCUCACUGCCACCUCCAUGAUGUCGCCCUCCGGAUCCGGCGGUAGCGGUGCCUCCGCCUCGGCUUCCGGCUCCCGCGCCGCUGCUGGCUCCGUCGUCAGCCUCAGCUUCGUCAACUCCGCCAUCGCCGCUGCCGUCGGUAUCGUCGGUGUGGCUCUUGGCGGUGGUCUCGUCCUCGCUUAA
Messenger RNA from Dioszegia hungarica, 1212 nucleotides. Its product is annotated as FAS1 domain-containing protein. The transcript has 5 exons. The record is from RefSeq and is a predicted model, not a curated record. Lineage: Eukaryota; Fungi; Basidiomycota; Tremellomycetes; Tremellales; Bulleribasidiaceae. The coding region runs from base 1 to 1212 and encodes 403 amino acids.